AAUACUUUUAUACCACCUCCGCCACAUGACUGGCCUGGGGGAGCCGCACCCGGCCACCCAGGCCACGGGCACCAGCACCCCAAGGGUGUUGGUGCCGUGGCCCUCCAGGGGCUGGCUGGGGCGGUCCGGGUGCCGUGGCUGGUGCUGAGUACAGUGGUGUCAGGAAGCCCUGAGUCCAUCUAGAUGACCCUCGGGACCAUGAACCAUGACGCGGACAAAGGGGAUCUCAUACAGCUAGAGCCUCUGGUGCAUCAGGUGGGUGGCCACUCCUCUAUGUUUGUCCUGGACGAUGUCACAGUAUGCAAGCCUCUCAUUGGGCGGGAGUACAUGUUUUACCGCACUCUCCCGCCUGAGGUGAAGCAGUACACCCCAGAGUUCCAUGGCACCUUGCAGGUAGUCCUUCAGGAGGCUCAGGAUGGCCUUACCUUGGCAGCCCUUCCCAACAAACACAUACCUGUCCCUCGAGGCACUCAUGGGGCCUACCAGCAUGGGCGGUGUUUACGCCGAGUGAGCUCGAGUAGUGUAGAACUGGAGAGUGAAGGAGAGGAGGAGUCACCUUGUAGUCCACAGGACUCUUCAGACCUCUCCUCCAGAUCCUCCACAAGAACCACCACCACUUCUCUGGCCUCUCUACCUCCUGACACCCACAACCCAUGGCUACAGCAGUGCCACCAAACAACAUUACAUAAGCUAAAGCAGAAAUCUGAUUCCUCCAAUGUUGUAGAAUGCAUAAUGCUGGAGAACCUUACCCACAAGUUCCGAUACCCUUGUGUACUGGAUCUGAAGAUGGGCACCAGACAGUAUGGUGAUGAUGCUCCUGAAAGCAAACGCAAAAGUCAAACUGCCAAGGCUGCCAAUACUACCACCAUUACCCUGGGUGUAAGACUGGCAGGGAUGCAGGUUUACAAUAAAGAGGAAAAAGGAUACCACUGCAAGAACAAGUACUAUGGCCAACAACUUACAGAGGAGGGUUUUAAGGAGACCCUUCUUCAUUUUCUUCACAAUGGACAUGGGCUUCGCCUUGAUAUCGCAGAUUUGAUUAUCUCAAGAUUAGAAGAACUUAGUUCUAUAAUAUCAAAAUUAGACUCUGUACGAUUCUUUACCUCAUCAUUACUAAUUCUUUAUGAUGGAUUUGAUCCUUGUGUAUCAAACCAAGUAGACACCAAAACUGAAAGAAAGAGAGAGGCCUCAGAUGCCAGCAGACUAAACUGGUGGCCAGACCCACAGGGUGAAGGCCCCAGCUUGCCUCAAGACAAAUGGUCCCCCAAAGAUUCCUGCACCUCCAGCAUCAAGGUGACUCAUCCAGCUUAUAUUAAUGAGCUGCCCAGUACAGGAGGUGGGAAAACCUCAAGGGAGCAGGUGAGCAGAUGUGAAGCUGAUGCUCCAUAUAAAUCUAAGGGCAGACACAGAAAUAGAAAUUACCGGAUACCAAUUGACAUUCGGCUAAUAGAUUUUGCCCAUGCUACUCACAAAGGGAUGGGUGACUCAAAAUUAUAUAGUGGGCCAGAUGAGGGUAUUCUGUUGGGCCUAAACAGUCUCGUCAAAAUUUUUACAGAUAUCAGAGACAGAUACAAGCACUGACUUGUAAGCAAAUCCCAUGUUCCUGCCUCACUGU
This is a messenger RNA of Eriocheir sinensis (Chinese mitten crab), 1615 nucleotides long. RefSeq names its product inositol hexakisphosphate kinase 3-like (gene Ip6k). Gene Ontology annotation, molecular function: inositol hexakisphosphate kinase activity. Gene Ontology annotation, cellular component: cytoplasm; nucleus. Lineage: Eukaryota; Metazoa; Arthropoda; Malacostraca; Decapoda; Varunidae. The transcript has 6 exons. The record is from RefSeq and is a predicted model, not a curated record. The coding region runs from base 184 to 1581 and encodes 465 amino acids. Gene Ontology annotation, biological process: phosphatidylinositol phosphate biosynthetic process; inositol phosphate biosynthetic process.